AUGAGGGGACUCCUGCCGUUUUACCGGGGCCUGUGCACCCUGAGUAACCGUCAAGCCAGACGAAAAGCUGGGAUUGUCGGUUCUCGGUGCGGGGUUUGCGGAACUCAGUCUAAUAGCAAGCCACAGCCAAACUUUGGGCUGUUGUUUGACAUUGAUGGUGUGCUUGUCCGGGGCAAGAUGCCAAUCCCUGCUGCAAAGAAGGCGUUCGAGAAGUUGGUCGACUCUCAGGGACAUUUUGUGUUGCCAGUUGUGUUUGUCACAAAUGCAGGGAAUUGCCUCCGACAAACAAAAGCAGACCAGCUCGCUCACAUCCUGGGAGUCCCUAUUACACAAGAUCAAGUCAUCAUGUCCCACAGUCCCCUGAGGAUGUUUAAUAAGUUUCAUGACAAGUGUGUGCUGGUGUCAGGACAGGGACCAGUCCUGGAAAUUGCUACAAACGUGGGCUUUACGAAUGUUGUAAGUGUUGAUAUGCUGAGGGAAUCAUUCCCAUUGCUGGACAUGGUGGAUCACAACAGGAGACCCAAGUUGCCGUCCAAUCCUGUUGGCAACCUUCCUAAGAUUGAUGCCGUGGUUCUGUUCGGGGAGCCGAUUCGAUGGGAGACCAACCUCCAGCUGAUAAUAGACCUCUUGUUGACCAAAGGGAACCUCAGCAGUGUUCACCAAACCCAAAACAUGCCUCAUCUCCCCCUGCUGGCCUGCAACAUGGACCUCAUGUGGAUGGCUGAGGCACAUUCUCCACGGUUUGGCCAUGGGACAUUUCUGGUUUGCCUAGAGAACAUCUAUAAGAAGAUAACAGGUAAAGAUCUGAAGUAUGAGGCGCUCAUGGGAAAACCGAGUGAGCUGACCUACCAUUUUGCAGAGUACCUCAUCAGAACCCAGGCCAUGCAGAUGCAAUGGAAACUUCCUGUCACUGCCCUUUAUGCUAUAGGGGAUAACAUUAUGACUGACAUCUAUGGCGCCAAUCUAUACAACCGCUACCUGGAGGAGAGAGUUACUCGAAAGAACCCCAAAGCUGUUGCUAAGAUGGUCUCCGCCACAGGGUCCAGCACUGCAGUGCCCCAGGAGGAGGAGAGGGACAAUCUGUGGGAGAGCGAGCUAGCGCUGCCCUCUGCCACUUCCUGUAAGUCUAUCCUAGUAUGCACAGGGGUGUACAACCCCAACGCAGAAGUGCCGUCGGAUGCAAGUCACUGCAUCAAAGAGACUGUGUUCCAUGGCCACCGGGACUUCAGAUUUGACCCUGCGCUGGUGGAGCCAGACCACAUUGUGCAGGAUGUGGCAGAAGCUGUAGACCUCAUCUUUGAGCUGGAGAGGUUUGUGCCUCAGUAG
Molecule: messenger RNA, 1326 nt
Organism: Etheostoma spectabile (orangethroat darter)
Lineage: Eukaryota; Metazoa; Chordata; Actinopteri; Perciformes; Percidae
Product: haloacid dehalogenase-like hydrolase domain-containing 5
Exons: 8
Coding region: 1-1326 (441 amino acids)
Biological process (GO): glycerophospholipid biosynthetic process
Cellular component (GO): mitochondrion
Source: RefSeq, a predicted model, not a curated record